GAAACAUUAAGGUCAUUAGAAUCCUCCUGAAACCAUUUGUGUGAAGUCGUUAAAUUGAGCUUGUGCAGUCCUCAAAGAAACUAAGGAAAAGAUGGCUCAAGGGAGAGGGAAGCAGAUAAGGAAGGUUCAAAAAGUGCCUCCACCUCAACAGCCAGCUACAACAACUAUGGCUAAUAAUGUGUCAGCUAGACCUACUGUGCGUGAGAAUGUGCCAGCAACGCCAACUAUGACAGAUAAUGUGUUUGCUACCCCUACUGUGCGUAAAAAUGUGCCAGCAACAACUACUGUUCAUGCUCAUGUUAGUCAUGUACGAGCAAGAGCUAACACGCCACCAAGAGCUAAUUUGCCACCACAAACCAACGUGCCACUACCAGCUAACGUGGCUCCAUCAAUUCAUCAACUGCCUACCCAACAAGAAAUCCCUUUUGUGGGCAUUGGCAUGAAAAGGAAGCGUGGUAAAUCAUGUGGUAAAGCUCUUCAGGAGCUUAUAAAGGCUAAUGGUGGACCUCUGCGUGUUGACUUUCAUCCGACCAUUCAUGUCCCUUCUGAUGACACAAUUUCUAAAAUGUUUACUUCUGAGAUAGGAAUUACUGUUCUGGGUGGGGCACCAGUAUGCAAAUAUGGCUGGUCUGAUAUUGAUGAAGAAGAUGAUAAGAGGUUGCUAAGAGAGGAAUUGCGGGUGUUCUUUACGGUGGACUUAAUUGAUCCAGCUGUUGUUGCGUAUGUGGAUUCCAAAAUGUCUACUGCCUACUCCCAAUUCAAGACUCGACUAAAGAAGGAAUGGAAAGCAUUUGGCUCACCUGAGCUAGGAAGAGCAAACUUGCCUAGUGCAGAUUUAUGGAAUGGGAGACCUGUCUCACAUUGGCAUUGGCUUUGUGUCAACAAAUACACCAACCAGUCUUGCAUUGAGAUUGCGGAAAAGAAUUCUGCUAACAGGUAUAUGCAACAACAUACUCACAGAGCGGGUGCACGGCCAUACGUGCAACAUGCUUUGGUGGCCUCUAAGGAGAAGAUGGAGGCUGAGAGGAAUUCCCUUUUAGAGAAGUUGUACCAAGAGGCACCCGAGAGUACUGCACAUGAUUCUAUCAAACGGACUUUGGAAGCUGAGUACCCAAUAAUUGCUAAGGAGCUUGGGAGGAGGGGUAGGAUGAUCCAUGGCAUUAGUAACGUCCCUCACAUACGUUCUAACAUACGCAGAGUAUCUGCAUGGGGUGGCAACAAUUCUGAGGUAGCUGAAUUGCGUGAUCUUAUUGACCAACUUACCUUUAACAUGCUCAGUAUGAAGGAACAAAAUGGACUAUUGAAGGCUCAAGUGGAAUGUUUAUUGAGGCAAUCUCCUGGGCAAAUGAGUGAGGAUGACUUCCCCCAUCCUAGCACCGACUUCUAAGACUUUGCUUGAGUAGUUUGGGUGAGCAUUUGCUAGGGUUUUGGUCUGAUGUCCCUUUUUGUGCAGUUAUAGCUUUUUACCUUGAUUAUGGUACUGUCUAGCAAUACUCAAGCAAAUCCAAUGUGUCCC
Molecule: messenger RNA, 1516 nt
Organism: Rosa chinensis
Lineage: Eukaryota; Viridiplantae; Streptophyta; Magnoliopsida; Rosales; Rosaceae
Exons: 6
Coding region: 92-1387 (431 amino acids)
Source: RefSeq, a predicted model, not a curated record